Messenger RNA from Alosa sapidissima (American shad), 1750 nucleotides. RefSeq names its product sorting nexin 24 (gene snx24). Gene Ontology annotation, molecular function: phosphatidylinositol phosphate binding. The record is from RefSeq and is a predicted model, not a curated record. The coding region runs from base 130 to 648 and encodes 172 amino acids. NCBI's taxonomy places the organism in Eukaryota, Metazoa, Chordata, Actinopteri, Clupeiformes, Clupeidae. The transcript is spliced from 7 exons.
AAGAAUGCAAAUCUCACCCACCACCACCGCUCCCUGAGUGAGCGGUGUAGGCUACCGACGCUUCAUGAAAGUCCACUAAAUUAAGAAUGUUAUGUAAUAGCUUACCAACGUGAACUUUUCCUUUUCAAGAUGCAUCCCUUAAUGGUCUCUAUUCCCUCUUUUCGAUUGGAGGACAAUUCCGUGGAAAGAGGAUAUACGGUCUUCAAGAUCGAGGUGUUGAUGUGUGGCCGCCAGCACACUAUUGAGAAACGCUACAGCGAAUUCCACACCCUGCAUAAAGCGCUGAAGAAAAUAACCAAAGUUCCGGAGAUUCCCUCCAAACAUGUGAGAAACUGGAUCCCCAAAGUCCUGGAGCAGAGGAGACAUGGGCUGGAGCUCUACCUCCAGACUAUAAUCACGGAAAAUGAGGUUCUCCCCAAGAUAUUCCUGGAUUUCCUCAACAUCCGCCAUUUUCCAUCACUGCCAAAAACUGAGAGUUGUGGGUCUUUUGACACAGAUUUAGAGGAGUCAAGCAAGCUGACUCAUCAGCCUGCCCUUCUCUUCCUGAGGGACCCUUAUGUGCUCCCAGAUAACCACGACACAUUUCCUAAUGUGGUCACUGAAGGAGUGAUCCAUGGAAUGUUCUACCCUGACCUCCAGCCGAGGUAGAAUGGAGACUGAAGGACUCCAGAGGCCCUCUGUGAGGAGAAAGUACACACUAAUGCUGACCUCUACUUAAGAUCUCACUAACAUGUUAGAGAGACGUAUGGAUACAGAUUGGAACGGCUGUCCUCUCCUAAACUGGCCUUCACAAAUCGACUGACCUUAAGUUAGUACUAUGUAUGUAUGUAUGUAUGUAUGUAAUUAUAUAUAUUUCACAGCCUACACAGUACCUCGAAACCAAUUGUGACAUGGGCAGAAACGGUGUAAGUGCUGAAAUUUGAAAAAGUGUUUCAUGUAGGCUGUGAAGUGUAUCAAUAAGUGUUUCUUUUCAUGUUUACUAAAUUCUCACUUUAGUUAUGAUCUAUUUAUAUGAAGUACUGCAUGCCCCUCAGAAAUGGGGUACGAUAUGCCUUGGAUGACAAAGGGAUACCUGACCAUACAAGAAGUCUAAAUGUACUGUACGUGUGUACUGAAGGAAUGAGGGAAUUCUUCACCCAUUAAUGGAACCUAAAUACACUAAUAGGUGUGAAAGCUGUGUGAUUGGGUAAUCUCACUGCUUGGUGAAGACAGUGUGAUGCCGAUUCAGUUACUGAAGGACAGGAGUUGACAUUGCGUUCAUUGGUUCAUAUAGUUCAUUUUCCUACAGUUGACUUCUGUGCACAUCGUGAUCACAAACUCCCUUAAUUUCAAGGGUGUUAAAGGAACUAAACUUUGUCAUGGUAAACUCUGAUGCAUUGUUUAAAUGAAAUGACAGAUGAACAGUGACAAAGACUUUUUUAUAUUCUCUAUGUACAGCUGCAUUCAGCACUGACACCUACAUUUAGAUGGAAUGGUAGAUUUGCACUCCACUCUGAGCCAGUUCACUACAAAUUCUAUUUUCGGUUUGAUUUGUUUUGUUUGUUUGUUGUUUAUUAACAAAAAGGCCCUAAAUCAUGACUUUGUACUUCUGUGUGUGUGUGUCUAGCCAUCUAGAAGUCUUGGUGAUUGGUGCUGCUCACCCAGUUGAGUCUGACUGAAGCACUUUAACCUUGUCACAGUGAACGAUCACAUGUGCUGUAUAGUGAAGACCAUGAUAAUUUCACAGCAAUAAAAUCUAUUCACAUACUUA